Messenger RNA from Helianthus annuus (common sunflower), 3239 nucleotides. RefSeq names its product E3 ubiquitin-protein ligase KEG. Gene Ontology annotation, cellular component: trans-Golgi network; early endosome. Gene Ontology annotation, biological process: defense response; protein ubiquitination; late endosome to vacuole transport. Lineage: Eukaryota; Viridiplantae; Streptophyta; Magnoliopsida; Asterales; Asteraceae. Gene Ontology annotation, molecular function: ubiquitin-protein transferase activity; protein binding. The transcript is spliced from 9 exons. The coding region runs from base 252 to 1079 and encodes 275 amino acids. The record is from RefSeq and is a predicted model, not a curated record.
UAUGGUUCGGUUCUCUUCUUUACAAAACACACACAACCGAGAGAGACCGACUGAAAAGGGGAGUCGGCCAACAGUUUUCCGGCGAACCCCUACGUUUCCUGUGAAGAGAGAGAGAUGAUUGAUGUGUAAAUGAUGGUGACAAAGAGAGAGGUGAAAAGCCAAAUGGUGUAUGAGGGCUAUUUCCUUGGAAACCCUAACCUGAAAUGAGAAAUCUCCUUCUUAGACAGAGCUAUCUUCGCCUUUAAAUCAAUAUGUUCUCCAAGUGUUUGGGCAAAUGGUUUUCAAAGGGUACUGGAGGAAGCCGGUUCACUGGAUUCUUUCAUCCCGCUCUGGUCUUGCAGAGACUGAGUUGGAGUGAGCUGUUAGCAAGGGCCUCAUCAAAAAACGAUGGCAACUCAUUUCGUUCUCUGCUUGAAGCACAAAAUGCUGAUGGUCAAACUGCUCUUCAUCUGGCAUGCAGGCGGGGCAGUGCUGAACUUCUUGAGGCUAUUUUGAGUUAUCCAGAGGUCAACGUUGAUGUUCUUGAUAAAGAUGGGGACCCGCCACUUGUCUUCGCGCUUGCGGCUGGAUCCCCAGAGUGCGUUCGGGCCCUUCUUAGUAGAUAUGCUAAUGUCAGAUCUAGGCUGAGGGACGGGUUUGGCCCGUCUGUUGCUCAUGUCUGUGCAUAUCAUGGCCACCCCGAUUGCAUGCGCGAAUUGCUAUUGGCUGGUGCCGAUCCAAACACAAUUGAUGAUGAAGGUGAAUCUGUACUGCAUAGAGCCGUGACAAAAAAGUAUACAGAAUGUGCUCUUGUUAUAUUAGAACAUGGGGGCUGUAAAUCUAUGGGUAUCUUAAACUCGAAGAAUCUAACGCCUCUACACUUAUGUGUCACAACAUGGAAUGUAGUCAUUGUGAAAAGAUGGAUUGAAGUUGCAUCUUCUGAAGAAAUUUCUGAAACGAUAGAUGUACCUUCUAGAAUCUUCCGGAUUCUCUCGUGUGGCAAGUCUGCCAGCGUGGAGUGGUAUGGUCCCUCUAACAUAUGUGCAUCUGUGAUUCGGGAUCAUACCUCUUCAGUCUUCAGGGUUCAAGUGAGAGGUUAGUGUAUUUGUGUGUGAAAGCGACGGACAAGUUCUUGAUGGUCGGUCACAAUGAUGGUAAUUAACGCCUCAUUGCAUAGCGGUGAUGUGGUAUUAUAUAGCAGGAGUUGGCAAUUGAACAGGAGAAGCGACCAAUGGUAGAGAUGUCGCCGAUAUGUGGCAAUUCACAAAGUACCAGGUCAAGCUAAUCUGCACAUGGGAGUAUAAUUAUUGAUGUAUUAGAAGAUCUGGGUGCUUGUAACUGAUCAGACCUUGAGGUUUGUAAAUUUUCUUACUAUGGUAUUUCACAUUUUCUUAAAAGUUCUGUCUUUGAAAAAAGAAUUACAUGUUGUAUUUUUGUUAUGCAUCUGGUUGGUCAUGUAGCUAGGCUCUUUUGACAAUUUAAACGAAGAACCAAAUUAUGAAAUGAUUUGCCAGGUGAUAUAUGAAUCCUCACAAAACUAGCUUUAUAUUUAUGUAAGUCAAUAUAAUUUCCAUUUUCUAAAAAGUAUAUUUUUUGAGUCGUUUGGUCGUGAACCCAUGGUGUUAUAUCUACUGUGGCCUGUUUCCAAGUAACAAAGUUGAUUCAUUAUAUUAUAAAAACUUGUACCAUCGUAUGCUAUGCUGAUGUUGGAUAUUAUUGGUGGUCAAAGGUCUGGUUUUUAAGUAAGAUAUGUUGAUAAUGUAUACUAAUAUACUUUAAUAUUUGUGGAUAGAUAAGAUGCUUUAGUAGGACAAGAACAUAUAAUGUAUUAUACAUCACAUCGUACGCUACACAAGUCUUCCUAUACUCUGCUCACAUGCCGAUCACCUGUUAGCUAAAUAUUAAAAUAAAAGCAGUGGCUCCGCCGCAACGCGCGGGUUUCCCACUAGUACUACAUAAAGCAUUUCCUAUGGAUAGAAAUGUAGUUUCCCUUUCAAUUUUAAGACUAUCUCAAAGGUCAUGCUCUAUUUCCCCAUUUUUCAUCCAUUGCUCCCAAUUAUGCCCUCCUUCAAUGACUUCUUCAAAGAGGUUUCAAUGCUGAGAGCAAAUUAAAGAUUAGCGAUUCAGUUGAUGAUUCACUGAAUAUUAAUGUUUGAAUCGAUUGCAAUUGAUUCGCCCCUGAGUAACUGAAGAUUAAUGAUUCAAUUAAUGAGAGAGCAUUGAAUCGGCGUUGCUUCCCCUCCCUGUUUGGUGAAAUCCUUCAAUUCAAUGCCAAUGGAACCCUAACCCUCCGAUUGACCAGUCGUUUCAACUUAAUCGUGAUAUAUCCUUUUGCCAAUGGAAGUCAGAUGAAAACUUUUUCGGCCGUUUACAGGUACAGUGAACAUUACGCUGAACUUUGGAUGGACGUCAACCACGAGCAAACAAGGGUAUUCGAUUAGGGUUUCCCGAUGAGGAAGAAGGUGACAUGUUCUUGUUCGACAUUGCUCGAAUCCAAGAGGCUUUCUUACCAGUUCCGAAAACAGGAAAGUGGAAACUCCAGAAGAGAAGAGAGAGUACGGAGAACCCGAAGGAACACAGGACUAAAGUAAAGUGUAACCUUAUAGAAUAGGCCAUAAAUCUUUUAGCAAAUUCUAGAGCACUCACGUUAGGGACUUUUAUGGACUGAUCAGCACCCCUUUGGUCGACUUCUCUUGUCACAACAGCGUAAAUGACCCAAGGAUGUUAUUGAUGGAGAUGUUUUUCUUUCAAAAGACUAAAUUAUUUAGUUUAACAUUGUUGAUUGGUUAUUUCCAGCUGUGUCCGACAUGGCCUAGAAUUCGACAACCGGGAACAAAGCUGUAGAUGAAAGUACAUUUUCGGCCAAAUGGGAGGAAUGCAAGGAGUUGUAUUUGUUAUUGGCUUGCAUCACCUUCACCAUUUAAAUAGAAGGAGAAUGAAGGAUCUAGACGAGUUCAAGACAAGUACUAAAACCGCGUCUGAAGUUGAUUUUGCAAAAUUAAGAGAAUUGGUUAAUCGUGUUUGUGUCCAAAGUUGCACCAGACAAGGACCAAGCAAGCAAGAUGGCAAAAAGGUUUAUGCCAUACUCGAAGUUGAUUUCAAUUCGAGGAGAGCAAGGAAUAGUUAAAUUAACCUUAAAAUUGUCGUUAAAAAUUGCCCAUGUAGCCAUUAAAAAUUACCCCAUGUGGGUGCUUUUAUACACACACAACUUAUGGAUGAUUUUUUAAUCAUUUAAGGUUUGAAAUAUAUUUUUCGUUCCA